This is a messenger RNA of Magnusiomyces paraingens, 1596 nucleotides long. RefSeq lists its product as uncharacterized. Gene Ontology annotation, cellular component: endoplasmic reticulum membrane. The transcript is spliced from 2 exons. The record is from RefSeq and is a predicted model, not a curated record. Bases 1 to 1596 code for a protein of 531 amino acids. Gene Ontology annotation, biological process: karyogamy involved in conjugation with cellular fusion; nuclear membrane fusion involved in karyogamy. Lineage: Eukaryota; Fungi; Ascomycota; Dipodascomycetes; Dipodascales; Dipodascaceae.
AUGACGAGAAUAUUUUUACUUUUGGUAUUGCCUAUUUUUGCGCACUGCUUUUCUUUUUCAUUUUUUGAACGAGCUGAUUCAGCUCACAGUUCAUCUUUGCAAGUAGACGAUUUACUAUCGGAACUUGAUUCGGAUGAUUUUUUUUUAAAGGGGGAAAAAUAUACCCAGGAUGUUGGGCUUAUCGUUUCAACUCUAGUUAACUCGUCCAACGCCCUUUUGGCAUCAUUAAGCACACCAUCAUCUGUUGCAUGUGUCACGUCACUCGUUGAUUCGCUUUAUCCUCGUUGCUGGGAUGACAGAAAUACUCAGCAAAAUUUACUUGAUGAGGAGCGUCGUUAUUAUGCCAUAUCACUUUCUAUAUGCCAAUGGAGGGUGUCUUAUGUUCCAUAUCCAGAACAAUGUCUUAUAUAUGAUCCUGUGAAGGUCAGCAAUGAUAUACAAAAUGAACAACAUGUGCAAAAAUGUUUAAAUGCUUUGCAAGAAUCUGUGACGUUAUGGACUACAUACAAUGGCUAUUAUCAAGCUAUUGGCACGAUUUGCACCGAAGUUGCACCUGAAAUUAGACUUAAAAAGCUUUUAAAAACAUACAGCAAAAUUACAACUGUUCAACAUAAAAUGGCAGGAGAGCUAUUGUCUCUUGUUUCUAAGCUUCAUUUAGACUCAGAAAAUAUCAGAGAAACUGUUUUGCAAACGGUAAAACAAUCCAAAGAUGCAGUCAAAUCAGCUAUCGAAUCAGUUUUACAUCAAGAGCUAGGGAAACACAUGGAAAUAUUAAAACAGGCACAAACUAGCCACGCAUAUUCACUAAAGACUGCCGAACAAGAACACGCAGAUUCAUUGCGAGCUGUACGCGAAUACCACGCAGAAGAUAUGGAACAGUUUGCAAAAGUGCUCGGAGCACAAAUGGACCAAAUGCAAGCGCAAUACGCUCAGGCUAUUCAAUUGAUGCACGAUUCGACUGCUAGCUCUGUUGAAGGUAUUGUUCAGCUGCUGGCCAGUGUGGAAUUACAGUCUGCGAGUGUUGUUGGAAAUUUGGAUGCACUGGUACAAGGUCAACAAGACAUGAUUGUACAACAACGUGAACUUUUGCGAGAACAAAGCCAGACAUUAGGGAAGCAGAAAAUGCUGGCUCAGGGGAUCCGCAAGUCAGUAGCCACGGUAGAAACAGAUUUAAUGCCACAGUUUCAAGGCCUUGUGGAAAAGGUUGCCAAUGUGACGGAAAAACUUGAGUCUGUGUCAAUUGAGGGCACGUUGCAUUCAUAUAUUAGGGAGACAGCGCAAACAAUGACCAUGUGGGCGAUUUAUGGUGGAAUUGGAGUGCUUACUGUUUGGACGUUACUUGUAAUGAUUAGCAUUGGCAAUGUAGUUGGAGUACAAAAAUCUACUGCAGCAUGGAAAGAUUUUGUCAAUGUUGGAUGCUUAUAUUUUCGACCAAUUUCUAUUUUGGUUUAUCCUAUUGCAGUAAUUACUGGCUUGUUUCUUGGGGGCACUUUUAUGCGCAAAAGAUUACAAGAACGAGAGCUACAAAGAAUGCUAGAUUUACCUUGGGAACUUCCCGAUUUUGAGGAUUACUCUGAUGACGAGUCACUAUAUUAA